Messenger RNA from Peromyscus leucopus (white-footed mouse), 2130 nucleotides. RefSeq names its product histone PARylation factor 1. The transcript has 9 exons. The coding region runs from base 15 to 1055 and encodes 346 amino acids. Gene Ontology annotation, molecular function: poly-ADP-D-ribose binding; histone binding. Gene Ontology annotation, biological process: DNA damage response; regulation of protein ADP-ribosylation. NCBI's taxonomy places the organism in Eukaryota, Metazoa, Chordata, Mammalia, Rodentia, Cricetidae. Gene Ontology annotation, cellular component: nucleus. The record is from RefSeq and is a predicted model, not a curated record.
GCGGCGGCUGCGGGAUGGUCGGCGGCGGCGGGAAGCGCAGGCCGGGCGGGGCGGGGCCGCAGUGUGACAAGACCGUUGAAGUGAAGAAAAGUAAAUCCUGUGAAGCUGAUGUCUCCAGUGAGCUCCGAAAAGAAGUAGAAACCCUGUAUAAGCUUUCACUGCCUGAGGAUUUCUAUCAUUUUUGGAAGUUCUGUGAAGAACUUGAUCCAGAAGAGCCAGCUGAUGCACUCGCCACAAGCCUUGGCCUUCGGUUAGUGGGUCCUUAUGACAUCCUUGCUGGGAAGCAUAGAAUGAAGACCAAAUCCACAGGCUUGAACUGUAAUCUUCACUGGAGGUUUUACUAUGACCCUCCUGAGUUCCAGACCAUUAUUAUUGGAGAUAAUAAAACUCAGUACCACAUGGGGUAUUUCAGGGAUUCUCCUGAUGAACUUCCUGUAUAUGUUGGUACAAAUGAAGCAAAGAAAAAUUGUAUCAUUAAUCAAAAUGGAGAUAAUGUGUUUGCUGCCAUCAAAUUAUUUUUGAUGAAAAAACUUAAAGAAGUAACAGAUAGAAAGAAAACUAGCAUUUUGAAAAACAUAGAUGAAAAACUCACAGAAGCAGCCAGAGAACUAGGAUACUCGCUGGAACAGAGAACCUCGAAGAUGAGACAGAGAGAUAAGAAGGUUGUGACAAAGACCUUUCAUGGUGCAGGCUUGGUUGUUCCCGUAGAUAAAAAUGAUGUUGGCUAUAGAGAGCUCCCUGAAACAGACGCUGACCUUAAAAGAAUUUGCAAGGCAAUUGUUGAGGCUGCGAGUGAUGAGGAGAGACUAAAAGCAUUUGCUCCCAUUCAGGAAAUGAUGACUUUUGUGCAGUUUGCUAAUGAUGAAUGUGAUUAUGGCAUGGGGCUUGAAUUAGGAAUGGACCUCUUUUGCUAUGGCUCUCAUUAUUUUCACAAAGUUGCUGGCCAGCUUUUACCUCUUGCAUAUAAUCUGUUGAAGAGGGAUCUGUUUGCAAAAAUUAUUGAAGAUCAUUUGGCAAGCAGAAGUACAGAGAACAUGGAUCAGCUUGCAGGAUGACAGUGAGACACAUCAGAAAUGGAGAACUAUAACAGAAGAAAGUGAAUGCUCUACUAUGUAUCCUGAAAUGUCAAUCUCUGAAGUAAGAUGGGUUGUGAGAGCAGAAUCUGAAAAGGAAAUAAAUGUGGAAAAUAAAGUCAUGUUCAGUUUCACUGGGUGAAGCGGCCAAGAAACUGGCCUCUUUCUCCUUUGAAGACUUGGAACCCAGAAAGGAUGGGAUGAGUCCCCAAUUGGCCAUGCGAAGGAGUGGUACCCCGGCAGUGCCGUGCACACACUGCAAAUACACUUUGAGAUCUCUGUAACUAUCAUUAAACAUGAGUUUGCUCUGUUUAGCCGAAGAACAAUGGAGGCGCUAUGAAACACCUUGAAAUCUGCCAACGGAAGUAAAAAUAUUGUUGGCAGGCAGCACAGCUGAGAAACCCAGAGUUUGGUGAACUCUGGAUCAUUCUAAUAUGGCUUCCUGAUCUUUAAAGUUGUCGAGACCAUACUGAUCCAACAUGAUCUCACAGAUAUUAAAAGUGGCUCAUUGCCGGUUGUUUCAGAACAUGUCUGUCUGCACAAAUGCAUCUGCCUUUCAAAGUGCAUACUCACAGAUAUCUAGGCCAGUCUAGUGAGCAAACUGACUUUGCCAGUAGUGAAUUAAGACCAUGAUUAAAACGGGCAUUUCCAGUAACAAUUCCAAAUACUCUGAGGUAAACUAUAAUUAAUCCUGCAAAAAUAUGCACCAUAGCUAUUCACAUAAAUCAUCACUGAACACUUCAGGGAAAGUCCUGACCUACUCAGUUAUACUCAGAUUAUGAUUAUUAUUUUCAUUUUUGUUUGAUUUUUCUUUUUAAAAGGUUUGGUUUUAAUCUAGUAGUCAUUUACGGUAUUUUCAACUUUCUAGUUUGUGAACCGGCAUGGCCAGGUCAGGGGCACAACCCAGGAGAUGGCAGUGAGAACUCAGGAGGUACUGUGUACACCGGGAUCACAGCAGUGACCACCUCUUCUCCAACUCUUGGACCCCCUGUAAACUUCCUUCACCCCUCCAUAUUUGUAAGUCAGAAUUAGUCCAUUAAAAAAAUCACAUUAAAAA